Cydia pomonella (codling moth) is the source of this 1885-nucleotide messenger RNA. RefSeq lists its product as uncharacterized. Bases 28 to 1503 code for a protein of 491 amino acids. Lineage: Eukaryota; Metazoa; Arthropoda; Insecta; Lepidoptera; Tortricidae. The transcript has a single exon. The record is from RefSeq and is a predicted model, not a curated record.
GAUGCGCGAACGCUAACGGCUAGAAUUAUGCCGAUACGACGCGACGUGAAAAUGUCGAAUAUUGUAAAAUGUAACGUGUGUAAUAUUGUGAUUGACGAAUUAUUAGCGUUCAUACAAAAUAAACUUUCGUUAAUUGAUGAUGACACCUUAAUUCGUCUAUGUGUCAGUGCGUUUUCAAGUGAGGAAAUCAAAAAAUCCAAAUGUUUGUUAUUCGAGUCUGUUACGACGGAUCAGCGAAAAAUCUUGCGUAAAGAUAGGGGUAAGGAAGUACGAGACCUUGAAGACAUAGUAUCUUUACUUAAAUCAAUCGAUCCCGAAACGGUGCCAGUGUUUGUCGCACGAAACCUAGAAAAGUUGCCACCGUUAAAUCUAGAUCACCUGGACUGCACGAAACUCUUGAAGGACCUGGAUAAACUCCAAAGAGAUGUGGAGUUAGUUAAAACUACUUAUGUGACAAAUUUACGGUUUGAGGAGUUAAGAAUCGAUGUUCACAACAUGAAGUAUGCGUCAGUACCUCAAACACCUUUCGGAAAUGUAAAUGUAAGGCGAGGGGCAUGGAUGCAUGAUAGUGGACCAGUCGGAUUAUCUACGUUUAGCCAAGAGUCGGUGGAGGAUAAAAAUGUAUAUUCUGACUCGGAGACAUCGUUAAACAUACCGACACAAAAUUUAUCGAAAGAACCGUUACAAGCGUUGUCUUUUAAAUCGAAUUGUAGCGAUGACAAACCGACAUCUGAUGUAUCAAAAACCGUAGAUCAAACAUUAUCUAACUCACAAUUACAUAUCGAUUCUCAAAAACAUCCAAAAACGCCAACUCAAUCCCCGUUAAAUAAUAGAAGCAAAGCGAGCGAUAAGAGAAAUACGGGUGUCGCGAAGGUAGUUACAGCGGAGGCGGUGACGUCAGCGCCAGUGCCGGCAGGUUGCGGAACCGGUCCUAGUAUUGAUAAUGUUGAUACGAGUAUGCAAGUAUUGCAAGCGGGCGAUAAGCAGUUGUUUUCGCAUACACCUCGACGCGUAUCAAUUAGCUCGGUGUGCGAAAAUGCUAACAUAGUACCUGACCGGCAAUCUUUUUCGGAUAUUUUAAAGAAAGAAGGUGAAUGGCAAGUAGUCGGGCGCUCGACAUUGAAACCAAAUUCACGUUAUAGAUUUUUAGGUAAAAAAGGUUGUGCUAUCGCUAGUGGCGGGAAGUUCAAGGCCGCUGACCCGAAGUUACCAAUGUUUAUAACAAAAGUACACCCCGAUACAACUGAGCAAAACAUAGUAGACUAUAUUUACGAUAAGACCACAGAGCGAAUUACUUUAGAAAAGCUCUCAAUUAGAAAAGAAAAGGAUCACAACGCAUAUAAGUUUUGGGUACCUAAAAGUAAGUUAGACUUGUUUUUGAAUGAGUCGUUAUGGCCUCAAGGUGUAAUUUUUAGAAGAUUUGUGAAUUUUAAAUUCAGAAAAAUGGAAGGGACUGGCAAUACGGCCCUUGGCGGCGCGAAUGAACAAUUAAAUGGGAGAUAACAACUCUUUAUAUAAAUUAGUUACCUUUAAUUGUAAGGGUGUAAAACGGUCGAUCGAUAGUGUACGACAAUUAUGUCAAACAUCGGACAUAAUUGCACUACAGGAGUUAUGGCUUAUGCCGGAUAGUAUCUCAUUUCUUGGCAGCAUCGAUGAUAAUUUCGGCUAUACUGGAACAUCGGCAAUCGAUACUACGACCGGUAUGCUGCAGGGCCGACCAUACGGAGGAGUCGCGCUACUUUGGAAUAAAGCGGUGUUUCGUGACGUAUCCAUAGUGCAAUGUGGUAAUCCGCGAGUGUGUGGUAUCAGUGUAUCGCUCGGGCAAAGAUCAUUCCUGGUGCUAAAUGUUUAUAUGCCAACAGACAAACUGGACAACUUGACUGAA